AUUAGUUGGUACCGCAACCUAUUAACACCAUCCAUAGUAUUUAACCUGAAGUGGGAAUCAAACUAGCGUUUAUUCUGUAGUGGCAUUCUCCUUGUGGUUUGUGGUAUCCAACAGGGGUUGUUCUUUCCUUCAAUAUUCUGUGUAAUUUGUUUGAUUGAGUGGUUAAAAAUGAGCGGUCGAAUGAGCCAAAGAGGAGGUGAUGCUGCUUUUGAGGGAUCCCUCACGCCAAAUGAGAAGAUAUUGAGAGAUGUACAUCAGCUGUACGUGGAUGAAGAUAAUGGUCUCGUCAACAUCGCAAGAUCUUUUGCAAUCGACCUGUUAGCUCCUCGGAAGAAAAUCACAGUAUUGCUGAUUGGCAACCACUCAGCGGGAAAGAGUUCCUUCAUCAACUGGUACAUAGAAGAGCACAUUCUGAAGACAGGAGUGGCCAUUGAAACUCAGGGAUUCACUUUUGUCACCAGUGGGAGGAAGAGGGAGUCUCUGCAGGGCAAUGCGUCUCUACAUUUGAAUCCCUAUUUCAAACCUCUCCAGGAAAUACCAGGUGUGAUUGAGAACCUUUCGACUGAGAUCUCUACUUCGAGGAACAAGAAGUUUACUCUGGUCAACUUCCUGGACACUCCCGGACUGACAGAUGGAGACAUGAAGUAUGGAUUCGAUGUCGACCAGGCUAUUCUAUGGCUAGGGAAGAUAGCAGAUCUCAUUUUUGUCUUUUUCGAUCCAAUUGGUCAGGCUCUAUGCAAAAGGACACUAAACAUAGUAGAAGAGCUCAGCGAGAUCAGACCAGAAAGGAUGCGAUUCUACCUCUCAAAAGCGGACGAGGCUGGCCCAGAGUCCGAUAGACAGAAGGUGCUCAUCCAGAUAGCUCAGGAACUGUGCAAGAGACCCAGUCUGAACAAGGCAGGAUUCGAAAUGCCAACCAUUUAUGUACCUGGGCCCAACACCAAGUCGACUAGGUGUGUAAACCAGAUAGAGGAUGUAUGUAAGGACAUAGAGAAGACGAUCAACCUCACUAUACAGAACACACUGGACCAGCUGGACAAGGACUGCGACAUCAUCUUAGACCAGGUUCAGCACAAACUAGACAAGGAUGGCGAGGUGAAAUCCAGGAAUUCGAGUGCUAACUUCCGAGCCUACUUCCUCUGGACUCUCUCAUUUCUACCUCUGGUGCUCUGGGGCUCAUGUGCGCUGGACGCAUUCCUCACCAAGAAAACCAUCGUCACCGUCAUUCCUCUAGACUACUACACAAUGAUUGAAAAAAUUUACUUGAUCCCGACUAGAAGUAUGAUCUCUAAUGUGAUAGCUGACUACAACCUAAUGGCGGCAUGUGUUGCUGUCUGUAUCGUACUCUUCCUCCUGGGGGCCUUUAUUGGAAGGAGCAAACCUACUUUGAAACGCAAACAAAUUAAGGAUCUGAACAACAAGAGAAAUUUCAUUUUGGAGAAUGUCAAACCCAAAAAGGAUAAGUAUUACCAAUUUUACUUGAAGCAGUGUGUUUCUCAUCACGACAACUAAUGAAAACGAAUUCCUGCAAACGAACAGGUGUUGGACGUAGUAAUGACCUGCAAGAAGACCAGUAUAUUUACCAGUCGUUAUUAUAGCAGUACAUGGUGCAACUGAAUGUUGGGCAUUGUCUAACUUGAUGCUGAUAAAUUUGAUUUCAGAUAUUUGUAUUUUCUUUUCAUGUUGAGUUAACUUUCGAGCAUUUUGAUGUUAUUUCAUCUCUUGAUUCUUAUAUAUCGAAGUUGUAAAGUGAUGAUAUGGGAUCUCUUAAACUAUCCCCCCCCCUAGAGUACCAAAUGACGAAUUGCCACGAAUACAACGAAUUAAUUGUAGGGUUAAAAGUACAUGUAAAUUUUGCACCUUGUACCGAAUCUCCCCCUUUUGCUAAAUGGGUGAAAUAGUUAAGGAGGUCCAUGUUGUUAAAAUGUAAUUAUAUGGGAAAUACUUAUAUUUAAUUGAUUGUAAGUUAAUGGUUAAUGAAUAAUUGAAUGUUCCCUGGAGCGCCUUUUCAAUUUUGCUGCG
This is a messenger RNA of Symsagittifera roscoffensis, 2022 nucleotides long. RefSeq lists its product as uncharacterized. Gene Ontology annotation, biological process: mitochondrion localization; mitochondrial fusion. The transcript is spliced from 10 exons. NCBI's taxonomy places the organism in Eukaryota, Metazoa, Xenacoelomorpha, Acoela, Convolutidae. Bases 169 to 1512 code for a protein of 447 amino acids. The record is from RefSeq and is a predicted model, not a curated record. Gene Ontology annotation, cellular component: mitochondrial outer membrane. Gene Ontology annotation, molecular function: GTPase activity.